CGCAGACGGCUUUUGCAACCCCACCAUCAAGUCCAGCCCCAAGCCUACCGACCUCCAGUAUUCUCAAGCACUGGCCCAGGGUUUAACGACAACGAUACAUAUGACACGAAACGAAACGAUACAUACGAGACGAUAUCCACGAUAAUACUCCAACACCCACUCACGCACAACUCAACUCAAUAAUAUCAAGACUCGCUCCGAGUCUUGCGCAUCGAUAAUCCAGCGACCUCAGCUGAAGCCAGGACAUGGUACCUCGUCUCUAAACCGUGUUUAUCAAUAACUAGUCUUAUUCUUCUUUCUUCUCUACGCCCAGCAUGAUGGAUGACUAUGUGAGCGAGUCGGAUAGCGACUACACAAGCUACUGGAGGGAUUGGUUUAUCUCGUCCAGGGGCAACGAGUACUUUUGCGAAAUCGAUGAGGACUACCUCACAGACAGGUUCAACCUGACUGGCCUGAACACAGAGGUACAAUACUACCAGUACGCGCUGGACCUCGUCACCGACGUCUUUGACCUCGAGUGCGAUGAUGAGAUGCGCGAGGCCAUAGAGAAAUCUGCAAGGCACCUUUACGGUCUCGUGCAUGCUCGCUAUAUUGUUACGACUAGAGGUCUAUCAAAAAUGCUUGACAAGUACAAAAAGGCCGAGUUUGGAAAAUGCCCUCGUGUCAUGUGUCACUCCCACCCCCUCCUUCCUAUGGGUCUCUCUGAUGUCCCCAACCUAAAGCCAGUCAAGCUCUACUGUGCCAGAUGCGAGGACAUCUACAAUCCCAAAUCAUCGCGCCAUGCCGCCAUUGACGGCGCUUACUUUGGCACCUCGUUCCAUAACAUCCUCUUUCAGGUGUAUCCCGCCCUCAUCCCCACCAAGAGCGUGGACCGAUAUGUCCCCCGCGUGUACGGAUUCAAGGUCCACGCUUCUGCGGCCCUGAUUCGCUGGCAGAGCUCCAAGCGCGAUGAGAUGCGUCGUCGACUUCGCAAGCUUGAGAUCGACACUGGUUUCCGCGACGAGAUGGAGGAUGAAGAAGAAGAUGAUGACGAGGAACUCGAGUUUGAGGGAAUAGAUGGCCGCAUGGCUGUCGUUGAGGGCCUUUAGUAAACUGUUCAAUUCAUGACAGAAUAUUAGAGUGCAUGUCAGGUCACUGGCAACAACCCCUCCAAGGUCACAUAAACAGGCCGCAUAAACUGGCGCAACGGGCAUAUACGGACACCACAAAGACCAUCCUCACUUUCUCAGUGCCUUAUCGGUUCAAUUGACGGGACGUGGAUCUCCUGCUGGAUGGAUAUCCAUCAUCUCCCAAGGAGUGACUAUUCUGUUGCUUUCGUUCCUGUUGGUUCGGUUCUGGAUCGGCGUUUGGCGGCAAGUCAAUGUAGGGCAAAACUGGCAGGGCUGGUAUAAACCACAAAUGGGUGAAAUAGUAUUUUCUUGAAUUAUAGUUGUUCAAUAAGAAGCGUCUGUUUUCUACUA
Fusarium graminearum PH-1 is the source of this 1460-nucleotide messenger RNA. RefSeq names its product casein kinase II subunit beta-2. NCBI's taxonomy places the organism in Eukaryota, Fungi, Ascomycota, Sordariomycetes, Hypocreales, Nectriaceae. The transcript has 3 exons. Gene Ontology annotation, cellular component: protein kinase CK2 complex; cytoplasm. The coding region runs from base 531 to 1088 and encodes 185 amino acids. The record is from RefSeq and is a predicted model, not a curated record. Gene Ontology annotation, molecular function: protein kinase regulator activity.